Recurvomyces mirabilis is the source of this 870-nucleotide messenger RNA. RefSeq lists its product as uncharacterized. The transcript is spliced from 8 exons. The record is from RefSeq and is a predicted model, not a curated record. Lineage: Eukaryota; Fungi; Ascomycota; Dothideomycetes; Mycosphaerellales; Teratosphaeriaceae. Gene Ontology annotation, molecular function: hydrolase activity. Bases 1 to 870 code for a protein of 289 amino acids.
AUGACCGCUCAGAUUGGUGGUUCCAUCCCCGGCGUCAAGGAGACCGACCAUCAGGUUGCCAUGCGUGAUGGUGAGAAGAUCACUUGUCGUGUCUAUCAGCCUGAGAAGGCGCCAUCUGGUGGAAGUGCAUUGUAUGUCAUGUUUCACGGAGGCGGCUGGUGUAUUGGUGGCUUGGAGAAUGAGGAACUCUUGUGCCGACUGAUGUGCUCGAAAUUCGGUGUCGUCGCUGUCAAUAUUGACUACAGACUCUCGCCUGAACACAAGUUUCCAAUUCCAGUACACGACUGCCACGAUUCCACGGCAUGGGCUGCGAAGAAUGCCUCCGAUCUUGGAGCAGAUCCCUCCAAGGGUUUCAUCAUUGGCGGCACAUCCGCUGGAGGCAACUUGACGGCAGUAAUCACGAACCUUUGGCGAGAUGAUGGAGCAAAACUGCCAAUCACUGGCAACCAUCUCAUGAUACCCGCAGUGUGCUACGGUCCUGCAUUACCAGAGAAAUACAAGAAAGACUACCGCUCCUACGACCAGAACGCCAACGCCGCCAUCCUAGGCACAAAAGCCAUGGAUCUCUUUGCCGACAACUACAUCCCAGCCUCCCAACGCACCGACCCCAAGUUCUCCCCCUUACUGGUCAAAAACGGCCAAAAAGGGCUUCCGACCUCUUACUUCCAGAUCUGCGGCCAAGACCCUCUGCGCGACGAAGCGCUUAUUUACGAGAGAAUCCUGCGAGAGGAACAGGGCAUCAAGACGAAAGUGGAUGUUUAUCCCGGCCUGCCGCAUGGAUUCUGGAGUAUCGCGCCACAGCUCAAGGCCAGUGAGAAGUUUGUGGAGGAUUCGUUGAAGGGGGUGGGGUGGUUAUUGGAGCAGAAGUGA